UAGCCAUCCAGCUAAUCUCACUUUUAUUCUCUUGGUUUAGGCGAAUGAUUAAUCGUCGUCCCAUGACUAUAUGAUGAUAUAUAUGUUGGUAGGGACAUCUGAAUAAUAGUGAAGAAACGCCAACUAUUCUGACAGUAUGGGACGACUGCUUGAUUUAAGCUUAAUUUUAGCUUCAAGAUGGCUGCACAGCUCCUGUGUAGGGGCUGUCGAGAGGAUCUGAGUAAAAUGGAGUUGGCUAUUAGAAGGUCCACAUGUUUUGAACAUCUUCAAAUACAAUACUGGAAGCGGGAAAGUCAAGGGACAUGAUGCUAACGGUGGCACAGAAAGAGGAUCUUGUGGGAUGAUUUGAACUGCCUGCUUUAGACAACAUCCAAAGCAGAUGGUGCACAUGUUCCUGGAUCCAGUCUUCACAUUCUUGUCUCAACUACAGAAUGAAGACCAUUUGGCACUAAGGGACUGAGUGAAGUUGGAAGAAUGUGGUGCUACAAAAGGACAAUUGAAGAUGUGUGAAACCUUGCUGUCGAACUCUUCACAGCCUUGUGCUGAACCAGAAUUGACUGUCCUGAGCACAUGAUGUCACACAAACAUGGCCCCCCUCGCAUCAGGGGAUUCGCUUCAGAGGCCGAUGUGAAUGGAGGAGUUGAGAUCAACUGAGGAACAACCAGGAUCUAAAGCUGAUCUUGGAACAUCCCUGAAAUCAUUUGGUCCUGAGGAGCAAGCCUGUGAAACAGUUCUGCUUUCAAGUGCUGUUUUUGGAUGACCAGAGAUCCUGUGGACAAUGAAACAACAACUUGGAUGAUUUAAUGCUAAAAUGAACAGUGUAUGUGGAAAAUAAAAGCAAUUUGAAACUUGAAACAAGUCUUGUGUUACUCUGUCAAAUCUUUGACAUAAACGAAGUGAAUAAACAUUAUGUUGGCCCGAACUGAAAAGAGGAUGAGCUACCGUGCUCUGAAUUUGAGGAACCUCACCGGAAAUGACGCUAUUGUCUUGUCUACCCAUUUCCUGUACAUUCGACGGCUGUCAAUGGCCGCGUCCCGUCACUAGCCAGUGGUAGCUUUGUUUUUUACUCCUGAGUAUUUCUCACGGGCGGCUGUAAGGUUGGACGCUUAUUUAAACGUCAUAGUGUUCCAGUUAACCUCUUCUACGAGCUAGUGGAUGACGGAAAAAGUCAUUGAAUUAAGCUAAUGGCGAUGCCGUAAAAGACGGGCGGGGCUAAAUGACCGCCAGGCGCUGUCUUGUGGACAAAACGAGCGCCCCGGUUCGCCUCCAUGAGCAGAGGGGUGAGUGCCCCACACAGAGCAGGCCUCCAGCAGACUGCAAGCUUAAGAUAAAUGGGAGAACGUGAGAUCGGGACGCCGUGUGCAGCCUCCUCUCGACCGCCUCGGACCAUCCUCUUCUCCGAUGUCUGCGCGGUGGUUACUGCCUGUGCUCUGGGCUCUGUCCGCAGAGGCCGACUUCUUCCAGUUCGACAGCAUUUCUAAUGUCUCCACUUACUAUUUUAAUUACAUUUAUUGCAACAUAUGGGAGGGGGACUGUCAGCCGAACCAGGACGAUGCUACACAGCAAGAUGUGACAGUUCCUACCAGGGACCUGUGGGCAGGUUUUCCUCAGGACUACAUCAGCCUGCUGCAUCAGUGGUACUGUAGUCUGGGCCAGUGCUGUGAGUCCGGAGACUGCAGGAUAACCAACAACAUCACAGGUCUGUCGAAGGACCUCCAGACGAAGCUCCACGGACAGCACCUGGCUCAGUCCGUGGUUCUGAAAGCCAUCCAGGGUUUCAUCAACAACCCCGAGUCCAACAAACCCCUGACUCUCUCGUUCCACGGCUGGUCUGGCACCGGCAAGAACUUUGUGGCCCGGAUCAUCGCAGAUAACCUGUAUCGCGAUGGGGUGAAGAGUGAGUGUGUCCGACUGUUCAUCGCCCCGUUCCACUUCCCACAUGCUAGACUGGUGGACACGUACAAGGGCCAGCUGAGAGAGGCCAUCCGGGACAUGGUGUUGCGCUGCCCUCAGACCCUGUUCAUCUUUGACGAGGCUGAGAAGCUUCACCCGGGCCUCAUCGAUGCCAUCAAACCCUACAUGGACCACUAUGACAACGUAGAUGGCGUCAGCUACCGCAGAGCCAUCUUCCUCUUCCUCAGUAAUAUAGGCGGAGCAACAAUCAAUGAUGUAGCGUUGGACUUCUGGCACUCCGGUCAAAAUCGAGAGGACAUCGGUAUGGAAGACCUGGAGCACCGGCUACGUGCUGAAACUAUGGAGUCUCAAGGUGGAUUUGCUCAGAGUGAGCUGAUGUCCGGCCACUUGAUCGACUUCUUUGUGCCAUUCCUGCCUCUGGAGUACCGCCACGUUAAGCUCUGUGCGCGGGACGCCUAUGCAGCGCGGGGUUUGGAGACGGAUGAAGCUACGCUGGAUGAGGUGGCCAAGGCGAUGCUAUAUGUCCCCAAAGAGGAGAGACUGUUCUCUGCCCAGGGGUGCAAGUCCAUACCCCAGCGGAUCAACUUCUUUCUCCCCUAGAAGGAGACACACACACGGACAGAGACCUGGAGGAGGUGUAAGAUCGCUUUACCAGCCCAUCUGCAUACAGAGCCACAGAGGGGAUGUGUCUACUCUGCUCUGCUCUAUGUACUCCCCACACCCGGUCCCCAAAGAUACAACAUGUGUCUGUCCAGGUCCCUCAGAGAAGGUCAGGCUGCGGGGCAGAUCCAGAGGGGAAAGAAGCACGACCCACCCUGCAGAUGUGGGACGUGCUAGACGGUCAUCGUGUGCAGCAUCGCUGCUCUACCUCACCUGCCCGCUUUGAAUCAAGACUGCGAGUUGAAGAAAACGGUGUUCGUGGUUGUGCAGUGUGUGUCACAGAGGAAUACAUUUUUAUCCAACUAUUUAUGUCUGUUCAUCUUUGCCAAAUUCUGAGUUGCACUUUUUUACGUUGAGAUAAUGUCAUACUUCAUGUGUUAGUAUUUUGCAUGUCAGGCAUUGUGCUCGUAUCGACAUUAUUUAUUUAUUUGGAGAGAGCAGUGGAGUUGUUUGAAUGCACACUGGUGCUGCUGUAAGCCAGUAGAACAUAUUGGCCAGCACUGUUGUGUGAACAGUAUGGAGGUUGUAACAGCUAACGUACAUGGUGCUGUGAUGCAAAUGUUACUUGAAAUCUUUCCCUGGAAAUGUUUUCAGAAGCAAUGAAUCUGUUUGAAAGUUAGAUUUUAUGUGUUUAAUACAUUUGAUGACUAUUAAUAAUGUAUUUUUUAUCGUCUGUAAUUUGAUUGAUUCAUAGAAACGUGUUAAAUGUCUGGAUAUCAUCUUUACUUAAUAUAUUGCUGUUAAUUUGGGGCAUAGUUCACAAAUCUAUGUUGACGCAUUGGUUUAUCUCCACAAUUCAUGCAUUCCCUUUCACAUACUCUCACACCGGUCUGAGUCGGUCUGCUUAAGUGACUCUAUAGCUCAGAGUCACAUCACAAGAAGAACAUAUGAAGAGAUGUCAGAAAUGGUUUUGAGAAAAUAAACACCCACAGUAAACCAA
Acanthopagrus latus (yellowfin seabream) is the source of this 3514-nucleotide messenger RNA. It is a transcript of the gene tor3a, whose product is annotated as torsin family 3, member A. NCBI's taxonomy places the organism in Eukaryota, Metazoa, Chordata, Actinopteri, Spariformes, Sparidae. Gene Ontology annotation, cellular component: nuclear envelope; endoplasmic reticulum lumen. The record is from RefSeq and is a predicted model, not a curated record. Gene Ontology annotation, molecular function: ATP binding; ATP hydrolysis activity. The coding region runs from base 1402 to 2514 and encodes 370 amino acids. The transcript has 19 exons.